AUGGACCCCUCAACAUCACCAAAACCAAAGAAACCGCGGAUGCCAGUCUACUUCUUCUCCCACGGCGGCCCCGACGUGAUGUACAACAAAGCCCACCCGGUCUACCCGACCCUGCAACACAUCGGCUCCGAAAUCACCUCCCUGAACCCGACCGCCGUCCUCGUCUUCUCCGCCCACUGGCAGGCCCCCUCCCGCUCCGAGAUCCACGUCAACGCCGCCCCCGGCGAGGCCCCGCUCAUCUACGACUUCUCCGGCUUCCCCCUGCACUACUACUCCGCCGCCUACCCGAACGUCGGCUCCCCGCAGCUCGCCGCCCGCGUGUGCUCGCUGCUCUCCGCGCACGACAUCCCCUGCUCGCCCAAGGAGCGGGGCCUCGACCACGGCGUCUGGGCCGGCUUUCACGUGGCUUUCAACCCGGACGCGAACCCGUUGAACGUGCCCCUGGUCCAGGUCUCGCUGUUUCACUCCGAGGACCCGGACGCGCAUUAUCGGCUGGGCCGGGCCGUCUCUGCGUUGCGGGAUGAGGGCGUCGUGAUUAUCGGUGCGGGCAUGUCUGUUCACAAUCUGUAUGAGAUGGGCGGCGGACCGGAGCCGAUGCCUUAUUCUGUCAGUUUUGACAAUGCGCUGAAGGAGGCGGUCGAGAGCAAGGUCGAGGAGAGGCAGGAGAGGUUGGCGCAGAUCUGCAGGAGGCCCGACGCCAAGCAGGCUCAUCCGUGGAUGGACCAUCUCAUGCCUCUUCACGUUGCUGCUGGUGCCGCGGGCGAAGACCUGGGCAAGCAGCUAUGGACUAUGCAAGAGGGAAGCUUUGCGUGGGCCCAAUACCGCUUUGGGUCUGCUUCCAAGUCUUGA
Colletotrichum karsti is the source of this 849-nucleotide messenger RNA. RefSeq lists its product as uncharacterized. The transcript is spliced from 2 exons. The record is from RefSeq and is a predicted model, not a curated record. Gene Ontology annotation, molecular function: zinc ion binding; oxidoreductase activity, acting on single donors with incorporation of molecular oxygen; ferrous iron binding. NCBI's taxonomy places the organism in Eukaryota, Fungi, Ascomycota, Sordariomycetes, Glomerellales, Glomerellaceae. The coding region runs from base 1 to 849 and encodes 282 amino acids.